AUGGCGCUCUCUCCUAAGAACUUGUCAGGUGCUGGUUACAUCAUCCUGAACGGCAUCCGCGUUAUGAACAUCAUUGGCUUCAUGGCAGUCAUCACCGCAAGCGUGGUGAUGCUAGUCAAGACCUCCACGGACACCCAUCUGUUCUUUUUCGAUGCUCUCAGUCACGUCAUCACACUCGUUACGAGUCUGUUCCUCAUCGUAUCCGAGCUUCCCCUCUUCCGUGCCUAUUUUGCACGCAACUGGCCACUGUUGUCCCCCGGCCAUGGCUUCGUCACUCUUGCUCUCGCUAUGAUCGUUCUUGGAAUCAACGUCAUGGGCAACUUGAACAAGCCCUCUGGUAGCGAGGAAGCACUUGGCAAAUCGUUCUGGUCUAUCGUCAUUGGUUCUGGUAUCCUGAUCUUCAUUCUUGGUUGGAUCAACCUGGUAGCCAGCUACGUUUUCCGAGACCGCAAGCAAGGCAUCACAGCUCGGGCUGUUCGCUCUCAUGGUGCUGUCGCCGUACACAAGACUCCUAUUGCUAGUGAGAGUGGCUCAAUCAAGACCCCACCGGCUCCAGUCCUAGCCCAGUCCUACAUCUCCAAGCCGAUCACGCCAUCACCGACCAAGAGCAGCAACCCAUUCCGAUUCUUGAACUCAGAGCGUCGACAGUCAGGUCUACCAUCGUACCACACUGCAGCGUCCACUCGCAUUGAUUCACCAGUCAAAGACGAGCCGGUGUCGCCAACCAAUCGGUCUAGCUACUAUUCCCGCACGACGAACUGCACCAAGAAGAAAGUCUUUGGCAUGUUCGGCCGCCAGAGCAGACAGAGCUUGGCGCCGCCACUGCCUGUCAAUGUCCAACAUCGUGAGCCAGAGAUUUCUGGUCCAAUGGGCGUUAACCCGCAGUUCGCUCAUCUCGUCCAGAGACCAGACAGUGCGCUUCACCCAAGUCGUACGGGCGAGAGCCAGGCAUUCCGGUGGAGAGUAUGA
This is a messenger RNA of Pseudocercospora fijiensis CIRAD86, 969 nucleotides long. RefSeq lists its product as uncharacterized. The coding region runs from base 1 to 969 and encodes 322 amino acids. Lineage: Eukaryota; Fungi; Ascomycota; Dothideomycetes; Mycosphaerellales; Mycosphaerellaceae. The record is from RefSeq and is a predicted model, not a curated record. The transcript is spliced from 3 exons.